Messenger RNA from Zasmidium cellare ATCC 36951, 1155 nucleotides. RefSeq lists its product as uncharacterized. Gene Ontology annotation, cellular component: cytoplasm. Bases 1 to 1155 code for a protein of 384 amino acids. Gene Ontology annotation, molecular function: 2-oxoglutarate-dependent dioxygenase activity. The record is from RefSeq and is a predicted model, not a curated record. The transcript is spliced from 2 exons. NCBI's taxonomy places the organism in Eukaryota, Fungi, Ascomycota, Dothideomycetes, Mycosphaerellales, Mycosphaerellaceae.
AUGGCUCCAGCAUUGGUCGAGACUCCCAUCGCGGACAGGUCUGUAGACAAGACUGCCGAGGAGAUUAGGAAGAAGGAUGCCAACCAGGGAACUGGAUACAAGGAGGCCUUCCAGCAGGGUGCCAAGACAACCAACUACGAGGUCGAACUGAAGGGAAGCGAGAAACACAAACCUGCAAAGUACCCCAACUACCUACCAUACUGGGACGAUUUCAAGCACCCACCGCUCGAGCCAUUCGAGGCCAUUGAGCAUGGCAAAGACGCCGACCCUACCUUCCCCAACCUCCUCGCCAACGCUACCGUCAAGGACGUGACCGGCAACAUCGGUGCUGAAGUGAGGGGUGUUCAACUCAGCAAGUUGACGAACGCUGGCAAGGACGAGCUCGCACGUUUCGUGGCCGAGAAGAAGGUUGUCGCGUUCCGUGACCAGGACUUCGCCGAUCUUCCAAUUCAAGAGGCGCUCAAUGUGGCUGAAUACUUUGGUCCUUCGCACGUUCACCCGGCGUCGGGAGCUCCCAAGGGUUUCCCCAAGGUUCAUCUCGUCCACCGCAGCGCCAGCGACACCACCGCGCAUGACUACUUCCAGGAGCGUACCAACUCGAUCACAUGGCACUCGGAUGUAACCUACGAGAUGCAGCCUCCAGGCACGACUUUCUUGUACCUCCUCGACGGCCCUGUCGCAGGUGGUGACACUCUCUUCGCCAACAUGGCCGAGGCAUACCGCCGCCUGUCUCCAGAAUUCCAGAAGCGUCUGCAUGGCCUCAAAGCCGUCCACAGCGGCCACGAACAAGCCGCCGCGGCCCUCGCCCGUGGCUCCAUCGUCCGAAGGGAGCCCGUCAGCAACGUCCACCCCAUUGUACGCACCCACCCCGUCACCGGCGAGAAGGCUCUGUUCGUCAACCCACAGUUCACCCGCCGCAUCGUGGGAUUCAAGAAGGAGGAAUCCGACUUUCUUCUCGACUUUUUGUACAAGCACAUUGCGCUCGGCGCUGAUUUCCAGGCACGCAUGAAAUGGGAGGAGGGGAGUGUGGUGGUGUGGGACAACAGAGUCACUGCCCACUCAGCGAUUUUGGACUGGCAGGAUGGCCACCGUCGUCAUCUGGCGAGAUUGACACCGCAGGCUGAGAGGCCUUAUGAGACGCCAUUUGAAGGGUAG